Messenger RNA from Setaria italica (foxtail millet), 426 nucleotides. RefSeq lists its product as uncharacterized. The transcript has a single exon. NCBI's taxonomy places the organism in Eukaryota, Viridiplantae, Streptophyta, Magnoliopsida, Poales, Poaceae. The record is from RefSeq and is a predicted model, not a curated record. The coding region runs from base 1 to 426 and encodes 141 amino acids.
AUGCCCCUUCCACAAGGACGCACGUCACACUCUUCAGGAUUGCUCAGUCCUGAAGAAAGAGGUCGGCGCCCCGAUGGAGUACAAGCGGCCUCACUGCACCGACUACCGCCCGACCACCUUCAACCGGAAGAAUUCAAUGAAAUCGUUAGCGCUCCGUGCCCCUUCCACAAGGAUGCACGUCACACUCUUCAGGAUUGCACAGUCCUGAAGAAAGAGGUCAGCACCCCGGUAGAGUACAAGCGGCCUCGCUGCACCGACUACCGCCAGGAUGACAACAGGCAUGACUACCGAUGCCGUGAUGACUGCAACGACCGCGACGAUCGCCACCGCGAUGGCCACUAUAACGACGACCGCGACCGCUGUUGUGACAACCACGAUGAUCGCGACAACCGCGACAACCGCAGGCGCGAUGACCGCAAUGACUAG